CCAGCUAGCUAGAGCUUUGUCAUUGAAAAUUCUUCUGCAACAUCUUUCUUAUUUCCAAGAAAUUUGGAGCCAUAUAUGACAGAGUCACUUUACCCCCUCAAGAAGCAAAACUACGUCGUUGACGCGUUUCCUCCAUAAAUUAAUAAGCGGUGUCGCUUUUGUUGACCUUUCUCUAGAAGCUAACAGCUGAUUACUUUUUAAUCCUUAAAACUCAGUUACAUACAUCCUUUCAUCACCAGCAUACCUCAUAUCAUAUGAAAAAUCCAUCGAAUACAAAGCCCCCGUGUACAACAUUAUCAAAGUUCUUAUCUUUGUGUUAACAUAGAAAAGAUGGUAGUAACAAACACUAGCUUAUCCAUUAGAAUUCUCGAUUGGGUCAUUGAAAUACACAGUUUCUUCUCAAAGUUGGUUGCGAAUACCUUCACUAGAUGGAAGUUUCGGACCAAGUUGGCAAUGAGUGAGAAGUUAUUAGAGGAUGAAAAACUAAGCGAAUCGGAUGUGAAGAAGGUGAUGGAUGAACUAGGAGUAGCUUAUAACCCAGAUAGCGAUAUUAUUGAUCAAGAGAGAAUUGGUGCACAUGAACUCUCACAACUGUUUGAUGAGGAGCAGCCUAGCUUGGAGGAAGUGAAGGAAGCCUUUGAAGUGUUUGAUGAAAACAAAGAUGGAUUCAUUGGUGCAACAGAGUUGUUAAGAGUUUUAUGCAGUUUGGGCCUUAAAGAAGGGUCAGAAGUAGAGGAGUGCACAAAGAUGAUAAGAGCAGUAGAUGAGAAUGGAGAUGGAUUGAUUGAUUUUAACGAGUUUGUGAAGUUUAUGGAGAAUUGUUUUUGCUAAAUGCUAGUUAGCUCUUUUGUCAUCUACAUGUACUGCUGCUUAUUAUUACUCUUUUUUCAAAUAAUUUGUGUCAUGGUUAUUAUUACUCUUUUUUUUCUUUU
Messenger RNA from Quercus lobata, 932 nucleotides. Its product is annotated as probable calcium-binding protein CML30. Lineage: Eukaryota; Viridiplantae; Streptophyta; Magnoliopsida; Fagales; Fagaceae. The coding region runs from base 331 to 831 and encodes 166 amino acids. The record is from RefSeq and is a predicted model, not a curated record. The transcript has a single exon. Gene Ontology annotation, molecular function: calcium ion binding.